This is a messenger RNA of Camarhynchus parvulus, 3348 nucleotides long. RefSeq names its product protocadherin gamma-A12-like. Gene Ontology annotation, cellular component: plasma membrane. Gene Ontology annotation, molecular function: calcium ion binding. Gene Ontology annotation, biological process: homophilic cell-cell adhesion. Lineage: Eukaryota; Metazoa; Chordata; Aves; Passeriformes; Thraupidae. The transcript has 2 exons. Bases 1993 to 3207 code for a protein of 404 amino acids. The record is from RefSeq and is a predicted model, not a curated record.
AGCUUCUUCUGUUUUUAAAAGUUCCCGAAACGUCAUCUUUUCUCUUCACGUGUUUUUUUGCCUGGUGUCAAUGCGUAUUCGUCAUCUAUAUCCUGACGUAGCAGCGGAAGUUUUUCAUUUUUUCUCGGUAACAGCUUCAUGUGACAGGCUUUGAUGGUAGCUCUCCUUUAGGCUAGUAGCGGUGUUUCUCAGUGUUUCUCCUUGUUUCCCGGGGUCGUGGUUAUGUGAGUUGCACAGUCCUGUCUCCAUGACGGACUGAAUUAAGGAAGGGCUAUCUCGCGUUCAUGCAGAGCAGGAAGCCCUUGGUUCUUCCUUGGUCACAGGUUCAGCUUCAGGCUCGCGGUUUUGUCUUCAACACUCGAGCUCUAUAAAUUUGAAUGUGUUAACAACAUUGAAAGCAGUUCUGUAAUCUGUGGAAGGAGAACGGCUGAUUCUGCUGGCGGGGGUCGAGGAAAAAAAAGAGAGCACUGACAUCUGGUGUUGGAAAUAUUUCUUUCCUGACAGAUUUGUUCAGAAAGGGUGUGCUUGGAACUCGUGUAUAGCUUUACCCAAACCCGUUAUUUAAACGUUGUUUUGUCCCAGUUUGAUUUAGAAAGGAAACGAAUGUGGAAAGUUCCUUUUUUUUUUUUUUUUCUGAGUAAAAGAAGAGAUUGUCGCUGGUUUCGGGGGGAAUGCAGUAGUCAGGCUAGAUGACUUCGUUUAUGGGUCCUGGCUGGCAGUUCGCUCUAUUUUGCUCUUCGUGAUCUUUAUUUCGUAGACUAGUGAGAGUGCUGGAAGACUUCUGUUUCAGAGAUUGUUAUUCUUCUAUCCUCUUUGCACAAAGAUGAUGGGGGUUUUAGUAGAAGUCAGGUAUAUCGUGAACAGCAGAUUUUUGCCAUUCUCUUUACUGGGAUAAAUAUCUGAGAUACGAAGGGAUCACAUAUUAGGGAGAUUGGCGAGAGGAGGGUUUACGCCCUUGAAUCAAGCCCAUUUGCACAUUGAUUAGUGGUCAGCCGUGUUUCAAGUGUUGUACUUUUGCUCUACGGUUCCAUGAUUGUUUUCUUGAGCACAUAACAUAUCAACGUCAUUAAGAAAUACCUAGAUGAUUAGUUUACUAAAGAGCUUCAGUGCUUCACACAUUGAUUUUAGAACAAAAAAGGAAAGCUGCAAUGAUUUGUAAUCAAAUGUAAACCUGUACAAAAUGAGGAACUACUAGGCAUCUCUUGGGAAAGGAUGUCAAAUAUUUCAAGUCCUGAAAGUUUACCUUGAGAGUUUCAGCUGCAUCUUUUUUGUACUUAUAACUGAAUCCUGUGACAAUUAGCUCCCUAACUUCAAGAAGUAUGCAAUUGAUCGUGUCACACUUGUGUUAAUGACCCUGAUAUCUCUGUUCUUCGGGAUAUGUUAUCUUCCCGUUUUCUCUCUGACAGUCUGUUGUUGGAGGUGCUUUUGAACAAAAGGAUAAGAUUAAAAUAAGAUACAGGGUGAUACACGAAAAUUGUGUUUUAAUUUACAUAUAAUGGCAUUAGUAAGUGCUGAGUUUCCAGCGCGUUUAAAGAACCCCACCCACGGAAUGCCUCUGCCUUCCUCCCGAUGCUGAUACCCUGGAGGAUGAAAGCAGAGAUGGGCUGGAGAAAUGCGGAGGCAGGAGAUCGGCGCUGGACGAAAAGCGACAUCUCGGUGGCGACCGUGCCCUGUAUGGAGCAAGGCAGGGCGGGCAGCGCUGGGCAGCGCUCGGUGCCUGCAGUGCCGGUAGGAGGCUGCGGGCGCCGCUGUUGACCGAGAGGAGCGACAGGAAGCUCGGAGCGCUACCGGCAGCCCCGCCCGCUGCGGAUCGGAUCACUCGGACGCUCGCUCCCUGCCCGAACCUGCGGUCCCCGAUAAUCCCGUGGGUGCUGGUCCAUUCUGGAGCCAGGCGGAGGCACCGGUGGCUGUGCACGGUGCAGGAGCUGAGAGCAUUGAGUGGCAGCGGGAUUGGAUCGGCGGUGCUGCGGUGCCGGCGGUUCCGCGGCCGAGAUGUGCGCGGCGGGGAGGCGCUGGGGCCGGCGGCAGCGAGCUCUGCUCUGGGCCGUGCUGCUGGCGGCGUGGGAGGCGGCGUGGGGGCAGCUGCGCUACUCGGUGCCCGAGGAGAUGCCCAAGGGCUCCUUCGUGGGCGACGUGGCCAAGGACCUGGGGCUGCAGCUGCCGGAGAUCCGAGACCGCGGUGUCCGCAUUGUCUCUGAAGGUCGGACGCAGUAUUUCGCUUUGCACGGGAAGACGGGACAUUUAGUGACGGCGGAGAGAAUCGACAGAGAGCAGCUGUGUCGGCUGGUGGAGAAAUGCGUGCUGCGCUGUGAGCUGAUAGUGGAGGGAGAGAUGCAGGUUUAUGGUAUCGAAGUUGAAAUCACGGACAUUAAUGACAACGCGCCCAGCUUCAAGGAAAUUGAGCUGGAAGAAAGAAUAAGCGAGAUGACAGGCCCGGGGUCGCGGUUUCCCCUGGCCGAGGCUCACGACCCUGACUCGGGUCGGAAUUCCCUGCAGAGCUACGAGCUGAGCGGUGACGAGCACUUCUCGCUGGCCGUGCAGGCGGGCCCCGGCGGCGAUCAGCGUCCCGAGCUGGUGCUGGCGAAGGCGCUGGACCGGGAGGAGGCGGCGUUUCACGAGCUGCUGCUGAGGGCGAGCGACGGCGGCGAUCCGGCACGGACGGGCACGGCUCGGAUCCGCGUGACGGUGCUGGACGCGAACGACAACGCGCCCGUGUUCAGCCAGGCGGAGUACACGGUGCGUGUGCCCGAGGACGUGCCCGUGGGCUCUGUCCUAGUCACUGUCACGGCUACGGACGCCGACGAGGGGGCGAACGGACACGUGAAAUACUCGUUGAAAAAAGUGUCGGACAUGGCAUCGAAUAUCUUCCAUCUGGACUCUGGAAGUGGAGCGAUCACUCUGUUGCAAAGCCUGGACUUCGAGGAAGGUGACUCCUACGAACUUGAGGUGCAAGCACGGGACGGAGGAGGCCUUUUCGACACUGCCAAAGUCACGAUCUCUGUGACAGAUAAAAACGAUAAUGCCCCGGUGAUUUCGGUAAGGUCGGCACUAAGUGAGAUUUCUGAGGACGCCCCUUCGGGGACGACGGUCGCCCUGCUGCACGUACAUGAUCAAGACUCGGGGCCAACGGCGAGGUGCGCUGCUCGCUCGAUGGGGACGUCCCAUUCCGGCUGGAGAAGUCCUAUCAAGACUACUACCGUGUGGUGACAGCGAGAGAGCUGGACCGGGAGCAGGUGUCGGAGUACAACGUGACGGUGCGGGCGGCCGACGGCGGGUCGCCGGCGCUGCAGAGCAGCGCGGUGCUGGCGCUGCGGGUGCUGGACGUGAACGACAACGCGCCGCUGUUCU